AUGGCGGAUGAGAUGCGAGCGAUGCUCGAUCAGCUGAUGGGCAAGGAUCGGGACGUCCCGCUGGACCGGCGAGUGAUUCGGCAAGCCAAAUUUUCGGACCCCGAAGUCUGCCUGUUCCUGAACACCAAGAGCGACCUGGGCCCCUGCGAGUUUGAGCUUCACGAGGACCACCUGGACUGGGAUGCCCUCAAGGCAGACUACGACGCGCUGGCGGAGCGGGAGAAGGAGCGGUAUGGGUAUGGGCGCAACCUGCUUCGCCUCCUGCAGCGCCUGGUGGGAGACAUGGACCGCAAGAUUGAGAAGGCGCAGGAGCGGGCUCGGCUGGAGAGCAUGCCCAAGCCGCUGAAGCCAGAGCAGCAGGCGGAGGUGGAUGGGCUGCGCGCCCAGGCCAAGGCCCUGACGGAGCGCAGCGAGCAGAUGGCGGAGGAGGGGGACGUGGAUGCCAGCAUGGCGGCGGUGGCCCAGGCGGAGCGCCUGCGUGCCGACGCCGACAAGCUGGCCGCGCGGUACUCGCAGCCCGACCGCUUCAUGGAGGUGUGCGACGUGUGCGGCGUGUUCAUCCAGUCCACAGACAACGAGGCGCGGCGGCGGGACCAUUUGGAGGGCAAGCAGUACCUGGGCUGGCUGGCCAUACGGGAGAAGCACAAGGAGCUGAUGGGCAAGUAUGCGGGGGCGGCGGCAGGGGGCGGCGGCGACGGCGGCGGCCACCCUCCCGUGCAGCACAGGGAGGCGGAGGAGGGGGAGGUGCGCGGGGAGGAGCCGCGCCAGCGCAGCAAGAGCCGUGACGAGGAGCGGGACCGCAGGCGGCGCAGCCGCAGCCGGUCGCGCGACCGCAGGCGGUACGAUGACCGGCGGAAUGACGACAGGCGGCGGUACGAUCAGGACAGGGGCUACGACCGCGGCGGCAGCCGCGGCUAUGGAGCCAUGCCGCCGCCGGAUGCGUAUCGCGGCCGCGGCGGGCGGUACUGA
Messenger RNA from Chlorella variabilis, 969 nucleotides. RefSeq lists its product as hypothetical. NCBI's taxonomy places the organism in Eukaryota, Viridiplantae, Chlorophyta, Trebouxiophyceae, Chlorellales, Chlorellaceae. Gene Ontology annotation, biological process: mRNA splice site recognition. The coding region runs from base 1 to 969 and encodes 322 amino acids. Gene Ontology annotation, cellular component: U2-type prespliceosome; U1 snRNP. The record is from RefSeq and is a predicted model, not a curated record. Gene Ontology annotation, molecular function: mRNA binding. The transcript has 9 exons.